GUUCGUUAUUUUUCCCAGGGUUCCCGAUGUCUCGUUCUUUGGAAUCUAGAUUGUUGUGUGCAGUCGACUAUUGGAAUCGACUUCAUCAAUUCCCGACACUUGGAGUCGGAGUCAAUUUCACAAUUUCUGGACUCAAACCGCCCAAACUGUCAGCAACGUCCUGUAAUGAUUGUACUGAGCGUAACAUCAGCAGGUGGUAAAUCAGGGCUUUUCAGGAGCUGUUGAACGCAGCACAGGCCACCUUUGUAUUUACACAAAAGCAAAGCAUAACAGCAGCUGAGUAAGUACAUUCGCUUCGCACCGACCGACGCAUUCGUACAAGGCCCAUCUCUAAUAGGCAUGGUUUGCAACUGGAUGUGCCACAGAAUGUUCUUAAAGUGAGUGGAAGCAAACCCAAGCCACACCGGUGAUGACACAUGCAGUUAGCCAUGCGGGUGGCAGUCAUUGGAGCAGGGGUCAUUGGCUUGUCCACUGCCCAGAGCAUUUAUGAGCAUUACCACGACAAAGUCAGUCCCCUGACUAUAGAGGUCUAUGCCGACGUGUUCACCCCUCUUACCACCAGCGACGGGGCGGCAGGGCUGUGGCAACCGUACCUGUACGACAAGGGCAACGUCCAGGAAACGAAAUGGAACAAAGAGACGUUUGAUUACCUCCUGAGUUUCCUUAGCUCUCCUGAGUCAAUAAAGAUGGGAAUAUUCCUCCAGUCUGGCUACAAUCUAUGUACAACGCGCGGCCCAGAUCCCUCAUUUAAAGAUACUGUGUUGGGUUUUCGUGAGCUCACUCAGCGUGAGCUUGAUAUAUUUCCAGGAUACAGCUUUGGUUGGUUUAACACUGCUCUAAUGGUGGAAGGGAAGACCUACCUACCCUGGCUCAUGAACUGGUUGUCAGAAAGAGGCAUCAAGUUUUACCAAAGGAAAAUUAACUCAUUUCAAGAGCUGGCAGAUAGUGGUGCAGACAUCAUCAUCAACUGCUCUGGUGUUCGAUCAGGUGACCUACAACCUGACCCUGAGCUCACUCCAGCCCGAGGACAGAUCAUUAAGGUAGAUGCUCCUUGGAUAAAGCACUGGAUUCUGACCCACAGUUUCACAGCAGAAGUUUACAGUAAACCGUAUAUAAUCCCAGGGAGCCGUCUGGUCACCGUCGGGGGAACUUUCCAGCGAGGAAACUGGAGUCAGCAAAACAGUUCCAUUGACCACAAAAAAAUGUGGGAUGAGGCCUGUAAACUUGAGCCCAGCCUAAAACAUGCCCGGAUCGUGGAGGUCUGGACUGGUCUCAGGCCAGCACGCAAUAAAGUGAGGCUGGAGAGGGAGACCAUGCGAUCUGGACUGAACACUUUUGAGGUCAUCCAUAACUAUGGUCAUGGAGGCUAUGGCCUGACGAUCCAUCGAGGAUGUGCUGAGGAAGCCGCCCGGCUUGUUGGAGAAUUCCUACAGCAGAAAGGCUGGCUAACGAAACCUAAAUCUCGACUGUAAUCCAGCAGAUGAUUAACAUUAGUCCUAAUCUAGAUGGCCAUCAGUUAUCAACAGUUUUAUAUCAUGUAGUGGAUUAUCUACAAAGGUUGAAAGGUUCGUUUAAUUCUACUGUUUUUCUUUAAUUUCUACAUAAUUUAGUAAUUAGGAUGCAAACAAACUCAAGGCUGAAUUAAACCUGGAUACCCUAAGGAUAGAAAAGUGGAAUUAAGUGGAUGCUUGAUUGCAGGCUGUUGGUGGCAAUAAAAAUGAUCUCACUAUAGUGGAAAUCAAGAUAUAUAGAGUAUAAUAUAUAGACAGAUAUAUCAUUGCUGUCCACAAAAAAAAACAAGUAUUUCCUUUUUUGUGAUUUUUGGUUUUCAUAAUAAUGGACCAAUCAGAAUGCUUUAAAAUUGCUUGGAAUACAAACAUGUUAUAUUCAUUUACAUUAAAAGAUAAGAAUGUUUCUGCCCUUUCCAGUAAAGUUAUCGUUUUGGAGAUUUUUUAAUUUUUUUAGAUGUUCUUUAUUUGUGAUAUAAGAAUAUUUGACUAAAUUCAUUUUUUAUGAUAAAAUCGUGCAUAUUUUAACUUUCCCCCAAUAACCCUACAUUACAUUUUGUAAAUAGGUAGAUAUGAGAGUUACCUGAAAUGAUCAAAUUACUUUAUUGUGAGAAAGCAAUAAAUACUGAAUGAAAGUAA
Messenger RNA from Pygocentrus nattereri (red-bellied piranha), 2147 nucleotides. Its product is annotated as D-amino-acid oxidase. Lineage: Eukaryota; Metazoa; Chordata; Actinopteri; Characiformes; Serrasalmidae. Gene Ontology annotation, molecular function: FAD binding; D-amino-acid oxidase activity. The record is from RefSeq and is a predicted model, not a curated record. Bases 417 to 1472 code for a protein of 351 amino acids. The transcript has 12 exons.